This is a messenger RNA of Macadamia integrifolia, 2782 nucleotides long. RefSeq lists its product as uncharacterized. Gene Ontology annotation, cellular component: nucleus. Gene Ontology annotation, biological process: regulation of DNA-templated transcription. The record is from RefSeq and is a predicted model, not a curated record. The transcript is spliced from 9 exons. Gene Ontology annotation, molecular function: DNA-binding transcription factor activity, RNA polymerase II-specific; RNA polymerase II cis-regulatory region sequence-specific DNA binding. Lineage: Eukaryota; Viridiplantae; Streptophyta; Magnoliopsida; Proteales; Proteaceae. Bases 197 to 2269 code for a protein of 690 amino acids.
UUUUUUUUUUGUUGGGGAGUUGGAGCUGGUAGUUCAGAGAUCGAAGAAACCGAGUUCUUAAUUUGACGUAUGAAGUUAUACAUAAUCGUUGGCCAGUUGGGUUUGUUUCCUACUUCUAUUUGCUUGUUGAGGAUUGAGUCAGGUUAAAGAUUCUGUGUUGGUCUUUAGUCUUUGUAUGGACUUUUAGAAGAGAUACAUGGAAGAAAUCAGGAAAGAAGAUGCUGAUGUGGACAUGAUGAAGGAAGUUGCAGUCGUGUCGAGCUCUUCAGUUUCCGAAAGCAGAGGCGACACCAUUUGUCCCAAGCUAGGUUCUGUCCAGGGGAGGUCAACAGGUCCUAUCAGACGUUCAACAAAGGAAGGCUGGACAGAGAAAGACGAUGAAAUUUUGACCAAGGCAGUCGAAUAUUUCAAGGGGAAAAAUUGGAAGGGAAUAGGUGCGCAUUCUGUUAUAUCUGAAUUUUUUCCGGGACGGACAGAUGUUCAAUGCCUCCAUCGCUGGCAGAAGGUUCUUAAUCCAGAACUCGUUAAAGGACCUUGGACCAAGGAGGAAGACGAUUGUAUCAUUGAGUUAGUUGAAAGAUAUGGCUGUAAGAAGUGGGCUGUUAUUGCAAAAUCCUUACCCGGACGCAUAGGGAAGCAAUGCCGAGAAAGAUGGCACAAUCAUUUGAACCCAGCUAUAAAGAAAGAUGCAUGGACCAAGGAGGAGGAUUUGGCUCUUAUACAUGCCCACCAAAUAUAUGGAAACAAAUGGGCAGAAAUAGCGAGGUUUCUACCUGGAAGGGCAGACAACUCAAUAAAGAAUCACUGGAACUGUUCCGUUAAGAAGAAGCUGGAUUCAUAUUUAGUUUCUGGGUCCGCAGGAGAUCCACGUCUAAUCACUUUUCCAGAUUUUGACAUUCAUGAAACUAAAGCAGGAUAUUUAAGGGAUGAAACAGUGAGACCAAGCCCUGACAUAUUAGUGUCUCUUGAACAGAAAAUGGACUUGGAGGGUGGUGUUGAGACCUAUUUUCAGGGCUCAGUUCUUGGAAUUGUGAAAGGAGCUCAGAGACAGCUACAACUACAGCUUGUCGAGAAUUCUCCAGUAGAAACUUGUAGAUCUCCAAAAGAAGGAUUGCAUGGCCCGAGGAAACCAGAAUCUGUGAUCAUAUGUGAUGAUAAGGAUGCCACUGCAAAUUGCCCAACCAGUGGACAGUGUGAAGGCAUUGCUGACAUCCCAGAUGGUUCACAUCAUAAUAGUUCUAUUCAAUCUGAACUGUCAUGUAGCAACUCGUCAGGUUUUUCUGAGAAGUUGCAUUCAAAUAGUUUUGCAUCUCCUUAUCAUCUGGGACAUGCUACUUUACCAGUUUCUUCUUUGAAUGUUAAAUUUGAUAUUACUAGAGGUACUAGAAGAAAUAGUUUUCCUUCUGAGAUGGUUCUUCCUGUCCUUGCUAAGAGGUCACUUAAAUCUCCUAGACUGCCACAAUGCUGUGGAGUUCCCUUGAAUGGAUUGGUUUCGGAAGAUUCUAGGUUCAAUGAUGAAGCUAACAAUAAGUUCUCAAGUAUGCCAACUUGUGAAUUUGGUGGCUACAAUUAUGAUGAAGGUGGUAAAAAAAACAAAGUUCCAGGCACAUUUCUACAUCUUGAGGACGUAAAUUUUGGUCGCUUGUAUUAUGAGCCUCCCCGGCUGAUGGAUUUGACUAUGGCCUUGGCAAAUGGUACAGUUUCAGGUACAGACAACUUUCCCGAAAUGACGCACAGUCCAUUUUGUUGUUCUACUCCACCUGGUCAUGUGCAAGGUAACUCUGUAAGUUGUAGCAGUCCAGAGUCUAUGUUGAGGAAUGCGUCGAAGAAUUUUAGGGGUACCCCAUCUAUCAUUAGAAAGCGAGGGCGUGAGACUUCCAGACAAGAAGGCAAUGCAAAUUAUUCCAACGGUAUAUGUUCACCAGAAUUGAGAACCGAUAGUUCCAAUGACACACUGGGGUCAAAGCAUUCACAUUCGUGUGAACAUGAUGGCCAAGACAGUCUCAAUAGCACAGAUGUACAAAAUACAACAUGGCUUUUCCUCUCUCCCCAGAAUUCUCUAAAAUCCGGCGUAUCUGUUUCUCUAAACUCUGUUGAAAAAUGCCUGGCUGAUGCAUUUGAUAUGGAAUGGGAUCAUGCCAAAACCACAUGCAGCAACCCAGCUUGUGCAAGUGAUCCUUGUACUGCCAAUCGCAGUACUGAGGCAAUGUUGACAUCUUCGGACAACUUACUGGAACCUAGGCAAGCGGCAUCAGAAGGUCUUUCGUGAAAGCUUAUGCUUCUUGAUCCUGGAGAUUGUUAAGUUUGGAUGUUGUAUUUUGUGUUGCCCAAGUGCCCGGAGAUUCAUUCUUCCCUGCAACUUUAAAUAUUUGGCUAUUGCAAGAUGUUGUAUUUUGUUUGGCCUGAAUGCCCAGAGAACCCAGCUCACAUCCAUCCGAUGUCAGGAUGUUGUAUGGGCAUUAGAAAACAAUAGAGACCUUGAUCAUAGAAGAAUUGUUCUACAAUUGAAGGUUGCUAGAAAAGUAGCCUGCCCAAAGAUUGAUUCCUAAUACAUGAGAAAAUUACCAUUCUUCACUUGUGAUAUUUCCGGGGUUUUUUUUGUAACUUCCCUUGGUGAUUUUUAGUUGCUUCUAUUAUUCUCUCGAUUCUUUUUUUUUUUUUUUUCCCAUAAAUUAGUGCUGUAAAUAGAAGAAAAUUUCAAGGGAAUUCAUAUCAAUCUGUAAUAGAGUUUGGCUAUGGAGAAUAAUAAAGGACAAGAUUAUUUGCUAGUUGAAAGUUGAAA